AACUUACUAUGGUGGUAAAAACAAAUAAUGGACGGAAGAAUAAUUGGUGAGACGAAUCCUGAAGAACAACUUACAGUUCGUGGCUUCGCCGGCGGUGAGAUUGCGGCAAACAGCCUCCUAAACCCUAAUAAACAAAAAUGCUAAACCAAUUGCUCUAUCGCUCUCUCACUCCUUCUCUACUCUUCUCGAGACCCUUCUCCUCUACACUUUUCGUCAAAGGCAUAUCUUUCUCAAGCACAGAAGAAACAUUAACCCAAGCAUUUUCUCAAUAUGGUCAAGUUCUCAGAGUGGAUGUUAUAAUGGACAAAGUCAGAUGUAGACCAAAAGGGUUUGCUUAUGUCACAUUCUUUUCUAAAGAAGAAGCCGCAAAGGCUUUAUUAGAACUAAACGGCCAGUUGGUAGACGGGCGGGUCGUGAUCCUGGACACAACAAAAGCCGUAAAACACAAUCGACCAGACAGCAAGCCAGAUCAGACAGUGGAAGGAGUUCCAAACAGCCAGAACAAGGUUAUUCCAGAGAGUUAGGCGAGAAGAUCAGCAACAUUAUAUUGUUUUGCGCGGUAGAAGGAAGAAGAAGAGAAAGCCUCUGACUUAUCAAGAGUUUUUUGAUCAUGUGAAGUUACUCCAGGUCUAGGCUUACUUAUGUUAUGUGACCUGAGAAUAUGAUUCUUGUAGAUGAUUAUGCUUCUUCUGUCUCCUCAAAAUGAAUCAGUGUUCUCUU
Messenger RNA from Eutrema salsugineum, 720 nucleotides. RefSeq names its product small RNA-binding protein 11, chloroplastic. Lineage: Eukaryota; Viridiplantae; Streptophyta; Magnoliopsida; Brassicales; Brassicaceae. Gene Ontology annotation, molecular function: RNA binding. The transcript is spliced from 5 exons. Bases 138 to 524 code for a protein of 128 amino acids. The record is from RefSeq and is a predicted model, not a curated record.